AAAGAAGAUGCCAACCUAAAAUUCUAUGUUCUCUAGAAGGAGAGCUGGCAAAAACCGAACAGAUGAAGACAAAAACAUAGAGCCUGUAUUGUUCACAACAAUUACGAGCCGAAUUCCAACUCCAAUAACAAGGAAUUCACUUUGUAGUAAUAGUCUCGAGACCAGCUCAUCGUCUAUAUAUAUAUAAUCCCCAGCUUCCUUCAAUCCCAUCAACCAAAUUUCAAGAAUCAAUCGUAGGGUUAUAUAUCUGUGGGGGGAAAAGAGAAUCGAAGAACAUAAAGAAAAUGGAUUCUUGCAAGAAGUUACUCUUCCUAGUGAUAACCACGUUAGCCAUAGCCGAAAUGGCUCUGGCUGGAGAUCCCGAUAUUCUCACCGACUUUGUGCUGCCACCAAACUCACCACCACCGGAUGGAAACUUCUUCACGUACACCGGGUUUCGUUCCCUAAUCGACGGCCCGUUUCCUCCGACUUUCAAAGCCGUGAAGGCGGCAGCUGAACAAUUCCCAGCCUUGGAUGGACAGAGUGUUUCUCUUGCUGUGCUGAUAUACCCGGCUGGUACACUGAACCCGGUCCACACGCACCCUCGAUCGGCCGAGCUACUGUUUUUGACACGUGGCACGUUACAAGUGGGAUUUGUGGACACGGCGAAUAAAUUAUAUACUCAGACACUACAGCAAGGUGAUCUGUUUGUGUUUCCUAAAGGGCUGAUUCAUUUCCAGUACAAUGCCGAUCCUAAGUCGCCAGCUGUUGCUGUGUCGGCUUUCGGGAGCGCGAAUGCUGGAACCGUUUCUUUGCCGAAUGGUCUGUUUAAUUCGACAAUUGAUGACGGUGUUCUGGCACUGUCUUUCAAGACUGAUGUUGCCACUAUUCAGAAAAUCAAGGCUGGGAUCAAGGGCUAGAUAAAAUAAAGAAAUGUUU
Molecule: messenger RNA, 918 nt
Organism: Erythranthe guttata (spotted monkey flower)
Lineage: Eukaryota; Viridiplantae; Streptophyta; Magnoliopsida; Lamiales; Phrymaceae
Product: germin-like protein 9-3
Molecular function (GO): manganese ion binding
Source: RefSeq, a predicted model, not a curated record